AUGGAAGACGCGGCCACGAAUGACAAACACCCGCGCUCCCUGUCCACGCAGCUCCCCUGGGAGGGGAGGGGACGUAGGCCUAGAAAGAACACCCCUGAGUCUCGGAACCGACGGGAUGUUGCUGAUUCGUUGCCCGAAGCCGACUCUGCUAACACAGACCCAGGGCCAGCAGGAGGGCUGCAGCUGCUCUUGACUCGGGACGCAGGACCCCACGCGCUCGGAAAGGAAAGGACUCGGCCGCAUCGGCGGCUGUUUCCGCUGGAGGAGUGUGGACCUCAACCCCACGGGAGCCAGGAUGUACCCAAGCAGCAAGAACUGCGGAGGAGGAGCCUCAUCGCGGCCCCCCCCCCCCAGGUGUCCCUGGCCUGCGGGCUCAGCUCGGAAGGUGCGGGGCCACAGUUCCAGCUCCUUCGAGGCUCUGGUUCCUGGCUUAUGCCCAGGCAAGAGGAAAACACCGCCAAGCUCAGUCUCGAGCCCCUGGAAAUAGUGUCAGCAGAGCCCCCGGUGACAGCUUUCUGGCACUUUCCACCCCACGCAGAAAACAGCAAGCUCCCAGAAGCUAGGGCUUUAUUAGAAAUAGGAAAUAUCCAGGGGCUUCCUGAGCGGUCCAGUGAUUAG
Messenger RNA from Rangifer tarandus platyrhynchus (Svalbard reindeer), 618 nucleotides. NCBI's taxonomy places the organism in Eukaryota, Metazoa, Chordata, Mammalia, Artiodactyla, Cervidae. The record is from the annotation of a GenBank genome assembly.